Molecule: messenger RNA, 2321 nt
Organism: Pimephales promelas (fathead minnow)
Lineage: Eukaryota; Metazoa; Chordata; Actinopteri; Cypriniformes; Leuciscidae
Source: RefSeq, a predicted model, not a curated record
AAUAUUCACUGAAUGAUCAUAUACCUUUUCACCACUAGAUGGGGGUAAAAAUCACAUAGUGUAGCUUUAAUAUUUGUUGUUGAUUUGAAGGAAGGGAGAGAGUUUAAUGUAUGACUCAAAUGAAAUGGACACAAUCAAUAUAUAAUGGACAUGUAUACGGUGAGUGUGUUUUAGCUUUAGAUUUUGUUUAUUAGAAUACUGCAUUUUGAUUUAUUGUUUCCUUUUGUUUUUGUUUUGUUUACUUGCGUGGAGUUUUUUUUACAACAAAUCUGUUGCAAUGUGGACAUUUCUUUAAUGAAAAUUAGCUACAGUAUUUGAAUAUGAAAAUGACUUAUCUUGUCAUCACAUAAGAACAGCAUAGCAGUGAGUGUGUCAGACUGCGAAUCCUGAGACUAUUCUGUGAAUGAGGGCUAGAGUUUUCUGUAGCUGAUUCUGUGCUGUCUUAAUGCAGUGUAAUGUUUAAUUAAGGAAAUGUGAAGUCCAUUCACACUGAAUUUCUAGACAUUUACUGUGACAGAAAAUGUGCAUUUGAUAAUCUCUUAUUAGAAUCCGCACACAUUUGAUCUGAUACUAAUCAGAUAUCAACAGGAUCUGUGUGUUCAGUCAUGGACGGGAGUCUGUUUUUGCUGCUCCUGCUGUCAGGGCUCUUGAGGACUACUUCUGGUGUUUCUCGUCAGUAUCACUAUAUAAAUGUGAGAAUGUCGUGGCCAGAGGCUCAGAGUUACUGCAGAGAGAAGUACACUGACCUGGCUACUGUAGACACCAUGGAUGAUGUGAACCGGCUGGUGAAUAUAGUGGAUGCUGGAUACAGUGGAUCAGUGUGGAUUGGACUGAAGAGAGGGACACAGACACGCUGGGUUUGGUCUAAUGGAGAAAACACACUCACACAGUACAGUGCUUGGUAUGCUGGAGAACCAAAGAAUGAAAACAAAUGUGGCUUUAUAGCUAAUGGAGUUUGGAAAAGUUACUCAUGCUCAAAUCAGUUUUUCUUUAUGUGCUACAGUGGAAGCGCUGGAUAUGUUAGGGUAGAGAUGUGGAAGAACUGGAUGGAUGCUCAGAGCUACUGCAGACAGUAUUACACGGAUCUGCCCACUAUCGACAACUCUGAGAAACUAAACCAGAUAAAGAGUAUUAUUCCAUCAGUAUCGUGGGUCUGGAUUGGUCUGUUCCAGGACUCUUGGGAAUGGUCUGAUAAAUGGAGCCGCUUCUUUAGAAACUGGGCAGCAGGACAACCAUCCCAGACUUCAGGAUCUGGAGACUGUGUCGGCAUGUCGACAACCAAUUCUGGGAAAUGGGCUCAUGAAAGCUGUGAUCUAAAGCGUUCUUUUAUCUGCCAUGGAGGGCCCAAGUCUCCUUACCGCUCCUUCAUCUAUGUGAAUGAACGCAAGACAUGGCAAGAUGCUCAGAGUUACUGCAGAGCGAGAUUCACUGAUCUGGCCACUGCUGACAACAUGAGUGACGUGAGUUUGCUGGUGAAUUCAGUGGAUGCUGGAUACAGGGGUUCAGUAUGGAUAGGUCUCCACAAUGGAACAGAGUAUCGCUGGGUCUGGUCUAUGGGCUCACUAUCCCAGUAUAGUAACUGGUAUCCAGGAGAACCAAAUGGCGAUGGGGAGUGUGUGAUUAGUUUAAAUGGACGCUGGUAUGAUGAGAGCUGCAGUGCCGUUCUCCCAUUUGUGUGUUUCAAUGAUAGCACUGGUUUCAUCAUCACCGAGACUGCUUUGACAUGGAGAGACGCUCAGAGUUACUGCAGAAAACAACACACUGAUUUGGCGAGUAUCAGCAGCGCAGAGCAGCAGAAUCUGAUCGGUAAUGCAGGAUCGCUCUGGAUCGGUCUGUUCAAGGACUCUUGGGAAUGGUCUGAUCGGUGGAAUCUCAGUUUUAGAAACUGGGCAGCAGGACAACCAUCCCAGAGUUCAGGAUCCGGAGACUGUGUCGGCAUGGCAACAACUGAUACUGGGAAAUGGGCUCGAUACAGCUGUGAUCUACAGCAACCUUUUAUCUGCUAUGGAGAUGACACGUUAAUUAAAAAGCAGAUCGUCAGACUGAAAUUAUCCUGUAAUGGAAAAUGCACAUUGAACGAUCCCUCACUACAGACUGCCAUUCUGAAUCAGAUCAGUGAAAAGCUGAAGAACAUGGGACUGGAGAGUGACAGCAAAAUAAGCUGGAGAAAAGGGGAAGGUGAAGAGGUGUUUCAUCAGGAGAUCAACCGUAAAGCGAGUUCCAAUGAUAAAUGUAAUAAGUAAUCUUUUAAAACUUUGAAGAAUAUAAGACUAUAAGAAUUUUUUAGUAAAAGUAGAUUGAUAAAAGGAAUUGUAAAAGUA